AUGCUCGAAGACGAAGAAGCCAUCGAUUACGGCGAGGAGGAGCUGGUUGCACCCGUCGCUGGUCAGGAUGAGGUGGGCAUCAUCCCCGACAAUUUGGCCGCACGCUCUGAAGAUUCCAAAGGUGCGACUCUAAAAGAGGAGUCCACGCCGUCAACACUAGUAAUCACUCACGACGGAGCCGCUCCUUCAGCUACAACAGCCGUCAGCGAUGACGCAGCAGCUGUUGCAUCGAGGCUUGAAAAAGAGCGUACAGAGGACUCUAAAGAGGACUCUGAUGUGCAAGCCGAGGAUACGCAGCCAGAGCAUGAAGUACGCGGUCAGCGAGCCAGUGUAACAGCUUGCUCAUCCACCGAUGCCGACAGGAGCGCCGACGUGCCCAAACAGAUGGAUGCUGCUGGUGAUGGUGAAUGUACACCAGAAGACCUGCUACCUGGCUGGAUACCCAUCAAGUCCCGCUCUGGUCAAGGCGAAGUGUAUUACUACAACGAAGAUACGGGUGAGAGCAGGUGGACCAAACCGAUCGCCUCGUCACAGUCCGGCACCAAAGGUGACUCGAAACGGACCGCGGCCUUGAGUAGUAGUGAUCGGCCGCAACAGCAGCAACAGAAGCAACAGCAGCCGAAGAAAAAAAAGAAAAAGAAGUCACAACGCGCCAGGGACGCUGAAAAGGCCAAGAUUGUGGCUGCAGCAGCCAAAGAGCAGCAAUCUUGGCAACACCGACGCGGUGGACGCGAUUCUGGACCUACUGCGGCACAAGCGAAGCAGCCGGAUGUUGAGCGAAAGCAGGAUGUACCCAAGGACAGCAAGGGAGGCAAGCAGCAGCGACAGAAGGACAAAGCGUCGCAGGGCAUCAGUAUCAAAGGUGCCGCUCAGCGUCAGACGGAGCCCGCCGACUCGGGAAAGGAAGCAGCGUCCAAGCAGAACCAACAACAGCGAUCGAACGGCGCACAGCCAAAACAAGAGGGGCCCAAAGGAAAGCGCAAGCACGGCAACAAAGGAGGUGCAAACGACAACGAAAAGCGUCAUGAAAAGGAAGGGUUGUCCAAGCAAGCAUCCAAGAGUGAAUCAAAUCGACGAGAGAGCGGCAGAGACGAUGCAAAGCGUCAGCGUAUGGAUCGAGACGAUCGUGGCCAGGAGGAGGGUGGAGGUGGAGCUCGUGCGACGAGCAGUUGGUCAGCAGACGCCGCACCGCGAGAUCGUAAGAAAGCGGACUUUUGGCGUCCUGGAGGCGACAGUGCAAGAGCGGCGGCAAAAUACGCAGACAGCGACCGACGGGAAGGCGAUUCGUCGACGCGCGAUCAAGCAAGCAAGCGAGAAGCUGCGACGUCAGCCGACCGAAGACGCGCAGACGGAGAUGCUCGAGAGCGACAAGGCGAUCGGAGGGAUGACCAUCGUCGAGACAAGGGCCGUGAGCGUGAUCGGGAGCGCGAUCAGGAUGGGCGCACUACAUCCAGAAGGAACGAGACGUCGGACAAGCCAAAAGCGAGUGGGGACUCGGACUCGAGAGCAGCCAAGGAUGGAAGUACAAGGGCGGCGUUGAACGGCAAUGGAAACGACAGCGCCAGGAACGGAAAAGGGAGCCGCAACGAUCGGGGCACAAACGAUGGCCGAGCUUCACAGCAGCAAAGACAACGCGGAGCCAAGGGACAGCCGCACGAACUCAGCUCGAUCAAUUCGACCCACUCGAACCACAAGCGUCAAUGGGGAGGAGCGGCUUCCAAGCCAGCACCGUAA
Mycosarcoma maydis (corn smut) is the source of this 1734-nucleotide messenger RNA. RefSeq lists its product as uncharacterized. The coding region runs from base 1 to 1734 and encodes 577 amino acids. NCBI's taxonomy places the organism in Eukaryota, Fungi, Basidiomycota, Ustilaginomycetes, Ustilaginales. Gene Ontology annotation, molecular function: protein binding. The record is from RefSeq and is a predicted model, not a curated record. The transcript has a single exon.